Messenger RNA from Dicrocoelium dendriticum, 8363 nucleotides. NCBI's taxonomy places the organism in Eukaryota, Metazoa, Platyhelminthes, Trematoda, Plagiorchiida, Dicrocoeliidae. The record is from the annotation of a GenBank genome assembly.
AUGGAAUUCCGAGAUGUGAACAUGAAACUUCUGGCUGAUGAUAGAAUAAAAAGUCGCUUAUGUAUCAGGAAACCUACAAUUAACCAAGCCAGAAAUCUAGCAACUCCUUCUACCCCUUUCAUUGAGCCAUUGAACCAGUUGAAAGAGAGUCAGCAGUAUAAUUCCGUGAAAGCCAUACAUGCCAGAGCCGCCGCUAAACUUGCGCGUCAAGCGUCUGUGUCAAGUUUAAGAGAGAAAAAAAGAACCAAAGUUUUAUCUUUUGCCACGACAGUCCUUGAUUUGCCAGAUCAUUUACUCAAAAAAGAUGUUUUCUCUCUUCCAACACUAGACUUUACUUAUACCCAAGGUGAACAGGAAGAACAUGAGAAACAAACGCCAUCAGAAAGUACAACGGCUCGGAUUUCAAGCAUGGACUUUGAAGUCUCCAAAUUUGAAGCGGAAACUGAUCUGCUCAAAAUUAUUAGGUGCCUGCGAGAAAAACCUUCCACCAGGUUCUUCUACUUGACUCCCGCACUACCGAGACGUUCCACCAAUUAUCACUACUACAAUCUCAAGGUAGCGCCAUAUGAAAAACUCAAUAAAAACAACUACUUCACCCUCAGUCUUCAUGGAUGUACACACAUUACGACAACGGAUGAAAUUGAAUACGUUCCUCUUGAUCGGUUCGAGAGCGAAUACAAGGCUUUCAUGGAGAUCCGAAAGAUACCAACAUUUGCUCGAUAUCGUCUGUGGAAGGGCUUCAUCCGGUGGCGCAAGGUCAUCCGAUACGCAAAGAUGGAUCAGUGUCGCCGACAUCUACGUGACAACCUCUACAUAGCCAACUCCUCCCUUCGGCCUGCUCUUCUCAACGUUCGUGAAAUGUGCUAUCGCAUCAGCGACAUGGGCUUGUGCAAACUUGAGAAAGGAAAAACCUACACACUGCUGGAGUUUUUGACUAAUCAGGUUAAUCAACUAAACGAAGUGUGCACACGGCUUUCGGAAUUCAGAGAGCUGGUUAAAGAGGUGGUGCGAAGCGCCUGUCGGACUUCUCUUCUCGAGGCGGGAUUCAUGCCCGAUGACCAUUUCGUGGAGGCCAGCGCAAACCAACUCAGUAUGGAACGAAAUCUGUAUGACAUCGAGGAGUUGGUGGAGGGCUGUAAACUGAGUGCUAAGCGCCUGCAUCUUGAUCCAAUCCAGUACGACAUUGAUCAUCCUCUUGUGGGGCAAGCAAUGAAAGCGGUAAAUUUGGGACUGCGUCAGAUCAAAAACAAUCGGGCCAAACUGCAACGACGGACUGAGAAGAUGAAGACGCAAUCACAAAAUCCGGGCACGAGCUAUUUGUCCUCUUUGUAUGAUGCGGAAAUCGCCUCGGAAACACCCGAGAAGAUGACCUUCACUGAGAUGGCAGCCAAGCGCAAAUAUUGUCAAAGACUGACAUGUUUCAUUCGAUUGGCUGACUAUCAGAUCGUGAGUACGCUUCACACCCUGACAGUCAAUUCGGUCUACACUCUGUUGGAUUGCCUGUGUGACCACUUGAAGCACACUCCGCCGAUUACUGAAAUCUCAACGUAUCAGAUCAAAGUGGAUCAAUUGACAGAGGCACCGAGUGCAACUGCGCAAAUGAAACGCCCGGACAAUUAUCGUACACCACGGGAACACAGCAUCAUCAAACUUCCAUCGCACCAGUCCACCAACGUCGAAUCGGAACCCGUCGAAGCGCCGACUCCACUUUUUGUCCUGGAAUUUAUAUUAGAGCCGAAUAAUUUAUACAUGAUUCCAGAUGAACACCUCUUUCGUGACGGUAUACUGGAAAUUAUCAGCAAAUUUCAGGAACAAGUCUUCAAUAUCAAAAACCUAUUACCAGAUCCGUAUUUUGAUGCAUUUACAAGACCAGUUAUCAAUAAUAAAAUGGAAGAGAAGACUUGUGGAAAUGGACCACAGCUGCAGAAUAUGUUUGCAGAAGACACCGGUCUCAAAGAAAUAAUAGAGAAUGUAAAAAUGUCCCUCUCCCGUGCUUUUGAGGCAGUUACCGCAUACAUGAACACAUUCAGGGAGAUUCAUGAGUUCUAUCACGAGAACGAGAUGAUCACACUGGAAUCAACGCGGGCUGCUCGGAAUGCCCUUUGCGAAGCGGCCACCCAUGGAGCUCGUCUGCAGUUGCAUGUGAAGUUUUUCCGCGACAGCUUAUUAAAGCAUCACAGACAAUUUAUCAUGACACAGAUGGUUCCGGUGCAAAGACCUAUUGGCAUGUUCUUGAUCGACACUUCCACAAUGCGAUCUCUUCUGUUACCAUCCCCGAGGCGGUGCUUGGAAUUACUACACAGCCUGAUUCCCAUAGACGCUCGUACAGAGGUUGACAGGCUGGUACACGAAACGCAGGACGCCGAGUACACCCUAUCCAUCAGUCCCAGCUCCACUGUGGAUUUUGUCAAGCAUUUAGAAUUUCUGGUUCACAUGCAAACCCGAAUAGAACCAAUCGAGAAGGAGGCUGACAUUGUGAAGGAAAUGUACGACAUGAUUGAGAUCUUCAACGUCCCCGUGCCCCCGGAAGACUACGCAGUUUACCAGACUCUCCUGCCUUCCAUUGAAAGAGCCAAAAAUGCAAUUGACAGGUCACUGUCGGAGCGCGACGUUAUAGUGGAUUUGUUCUUCGCCUCGCUGGAUAAGGACGUCGGUGACUUACUGCACGACAUGAAGGAAGCCAAACAGGCUAUCAACAAUCCAAUACUACUGGAUGUCAACGCAGAGCGCACAAACGUGAGACAGGAAAUGCAGAAGAUUAAGGAAACCAUCGAGGACCUGCAGACACGGGCAGCCCUUUAUAAAGGGUAUUACAAGUCCUUCAAGGAAUUCAUCCAGAUCCUGUCGGGCACUACAUUAGAGGAUCAAAUACUUUCCCGUGCAAGUGUACGAGCAACGUCCUUCCUGGAAUACUUACAAAAAUGGUUCCCCAACGUGUUGCGAGUAGAACAACCGAGAGUCGAAGAGUUGGAGUUACUCGUCUCUGAAAUGAAACUAAAACAACUGAUGUGGAACUCUUUGGAUGAAUGGGAUACCAUCUACAACGAGUGGUUAACUGCAGACUUCCUUCAGCUGGAAACAGACAUGCUCAAUUCGACCACUCAAAAGUACCUCAAGUCUGUCGCGUUGUUAGAGAAGGGAUUGCCCCCGAACAACGUGGUCCCGCUACUUAAAGCCAAAGUGGACAGUAUGAAGGAAAAAUUGCCCGCGAUUAUGGAUUUGCGAAACCCUUGUCUUCAGCAACGACAUUGGCAGAGGCUGGAGGAUGUGAUCGGCUUUCGCUUAGCUCAAUUAGAAACGCCUUUGACGUUGGGCUACCUAGUGGAGUUAAAAGCAUUCGAACGUUGCGACGCCAUUUUGGAAAUCUCCAGUCAGGCCAGCUCAGAGGCCAGUCUUGAAAAGUUGCUUAAAAAGGUUGAGGAUUCGUGGAAGUCCAUGGAAUUCACAGUCUUGCCCUACAAAGAUAGCAAGGACGUUUUUAUUGUGGGUGGAACCGAUGAGAUCCAACAACUGUAUGAUGAUUCAGUGAUAAGUAUUACCACGAUUGCCUCAUCGAGACACGUUGGUCCCAUCAAAAACCGCGUGGAUGAGUGGUCCGCGCUACUCGACUUAUUCGGCAAGACAUUGAACGAGUGGAUGAUGUGUCAACGAAGCUGGUUGUACUUGGAAAGCAUUUUCUCCGCUCCGGACAUACAAAGACAACUUCCCAGUGAGGCCAAAAGUUUCAUGGCUGUAGACAAAUCCUACAAAGACGUAAUGCGCAAGGUUCAAAAAGUUCCGUUGGCGAUGCGUGCUGCAACGCAACCGGGUUUAUUGGACACGUUCAGAAAUAACAACCAGCUAUUGGAACAAAUCCAGAAAUGCUUAGAAGCGUAUCUGGAGUCGAAACGCGCCAUAUUCCCGCGGUUCUACUUUCUUUCGAAUGAUGAACUAUUGGAGAUUUUGGCACACACUCGGGACACACAAGCCAUUCAGCCUCACUUGCGCAAAUGCUUCGACGCCAUCGCUAGGCUAGAGUUCGCAACAACGGCCGAAAGCAAAAAGGAUGAGCCGGUCUAUACAAACGACAUUUUGGCUAUGCUGUCCCCUGAGGGAGAACGCGUGUCUUUGGGAAAGGGCUUGAAAGCUCGGGGAAACGUGGAAGAUUGGCUUGGUAAAGUGGAAGAGGCGAUGUUUACCAAUCUUAGAAAAUUGAUGAAGAUUGCCAUUAACAGUUUUGAAAGUGCCGGGAGAAAAGAUUGGCUGAGGUCACACCCCCACCAAAUCGUCUUGACGGUUGAGCACCUUAUGUGGUCCAGAGAUAUCACCGGUAUCUUAGAACGUCCGGACAGUGGAUCAACGAUACUCGGUCUGAGAGCAUAUGAAACAAAAUGCUUCAAAGAACUGAACCAGCUUGCCGCAGCGGUUCGUGGUGAGCUGCCCAAAUUGCUCCGAGUCCUGAUGUGCUCUCUCAUCACCAUCGAUGUGCAUGCCCGUGACAUUGUCACUGAACUGGUCACUAACAAGGUGGACUCCUUGAACAAUUUUGACUGGCAGCGGCAACUGCGGUACUAUUGGGAUCAAGAUCUGGACACGUGUGUAGUCCGCAUGGCAAACGCUUGUCACACAUAUGGAUACGAAUAUCUGGGAGCCUCCUCACGCUUGGUCUUCACUCCUUUGACAGACAGAUGUUACCUGUGCCUCAUGGGUGCUCUGCAAUUGGGUCUGGGAGGAGCACCAGCUGGUCCAGCAGGAACUGGUAAAACGGAGACCACAAAGGAUCUGGCCAAAGCAGUCGCAAAGCAAUGUGUCGUGUUCAACUGCUCCGAUGGCCUCGACUACAAAAUGAUGGGACGCUUUUUCUCUGGUCUGGCCCAAUCUGGAGCUUGGUGCUGCUUUGAUGAAUUCAACCGGAUUGAUAUUGAAGUAUUAUCCGUCAUCGCGCAACAGCUGAUCACUAUCCGUAACGCGAAAGCAGCUAAAGUUUCCCGCUUCAUGUUCGAGGGUCGAGAAAUCAAACUGAUACCCACAUGCGCGACAUUCAUCACCAUGAAUCCUGGCUACGCUGGACGUACUGAACUACCCGAUAACUUAAAAUCAUUGUUCCGUCCCAUCUCGAUGAUGAUACCGGACUAUUGUCUCAUCGCGGAAGUUAUCUUGUACUCUGAGGGAUUCGAGUCAUCCAAAAUGCUUUCUCGGAAAAUGACCCAAAUGUACAAAUUGUGUAGUGAACAACUUUCACAGCAAGAUCAUUACGAUUUUGGCAUGCGAGCCCUCAAGUCGGUUCUCGUUAUGGCCGGCUCGCUUAAACGUCUCAACCCGGAUAAACCGGAGGACGUUGUGUUGAUCCGAGCUCUACGAGACAGUAAUUUGCCAAAGUUCUUGAAAGAGGAUGCUGUUCUCUUCGCGGCCAUCCUACAAGAUCUCUUUCCUGGAGUGGAGCUUCCGGAGAAUGAUUAUGGUCGAUUUUUGUCUGAAAUCGAAAACGUGGUUCAAACAUUUGGCCUCCAACCCGUACCGGAACAGAUAACGAAAGUGAUUCAGUUCUACGAGACGCUAAUGGUUCGCCACGGAGUUAUGUUGGUUGGUCCAACAGGUGGAGGCAAGACAACUGUCUAUCGCAUUCUUGCAAAGGUGCUUGGGAAUUUACACGACGCAGCAUUAUCCAUUGAGAAUCCCUCAUACCAACCGGUGAAAACGUAUGUUCUUAAUCCCAAAGCAAUCACUAUGGGUGAACUGUACGGCGAAGUCAAUAGACUGACUUUGGAGUGGCAUGAUGGUCUGUUGGCAUUGAUCGUUCGCCAAACCUGCGCGGACACCUCUGAGAAUCACCAAUGGGUUAUUUGUGAUGGACCAGUGGAUGCUUUGUGGAUCGAAAACAUGAACACUGUCUUGGACGACAACAAAAUGCUCUGUCUGGCCAAUUCCGAGCGUAUCAAGCUGACCAAUUACGUACACAUGAUUUUCGAAGUGCAGGAUUUGGCUGUCGCCUCACCAGCCACUGUCAGUCGUUGUGGAAUGGUGUUUGUCGAUUCGGCCGAUCUGGGAUGGAUGCCAUAUGUACAGACUUGGCUAGCCAGUCAUGAAGCUGCCCUGACAAAGCCAGUGACCGAUUACCUCAGAAAUCUAUUUUCUACUUAUGUGGAUCCUUGCCUCAAGUUCACGAAUCAGCAAUGCACAGCCCUCAUUCCACAGGUACCUAUUGCCCAAGUACAGACCAUGUGCAAACUGCUAGAGGUACUGCUGACCCACCCCGGAAGUCCACCGAUGGACUUGGAUCGGAACAAGCUCAAUCCGAUUUUGGCUAUGUCUUUUGUCUUCGCAAUGCUGUGGGGCCUCGCUGGUGGUCUAAUUUAUCCCAACUGGGAUUCCAUCGAUUUGUUCAUCCGGAAUUUGUUUGACGAUUUGGGAGAUGCCCGGUUACCACAGCACGGUGAUCUUUGGUCAUGUUAUGUGGAUUCGGAAACACGUCGCAUGGAUAGCUGGGAGAAGAUGCUGAGCCCAUUCACUUAUCAAAAGAAGGUCCCUUUUUUCGAUAUGAUUGUGCCCACAGUGGAUACGGUCAGAUUUGGCUACCUAUUUGAUAAGCUGCUGGCAGCUCAUCAGAGUGUGCUGUUCACUGGACCGACAGGAGUGGGAAAAUCAGUGGUCGCUCGGAGCACAUUGAACGAUAUCGCAGCAGCCAGAGACUAUGCUCCUGUCUUUCUGAACUUCUCCGCACAAACCAGUAGCAAUCGAACCCAGGAAAUGAUUGAGGCCAAAUUGGAGAAAAAGCGGAAAGGAGUACGCGGAGCUCCGAAAGGCAAACGUGUCAUUCUCUUCGUCGAUGACUUGAACAUGCCCAAACAGGAUUACUACGGGAGUCAAGCUCCGAUAGAACUUCUGCGGCAGUUUCAAGAUUACCAUGGAUUCUACGAUCGAGACAAAUUGGAGUGGAUUGAAAUUACCGACGUGACGUUAUCCGCAGCCUGUGGACCCCCAGGCGGAGGUCGGAAUCCGGUAUCGGCUCGUUUGAUCAGGCACUUUUCCGUGCUUUCGAUUCCACCGUCCUCUGAAAUCAGCAUGAAGCACAUAUUUACCUCAAUACUGAAGGGUUUCUUCCGUGAUUUCUCGCAAGCCGUUCGAGGGGCAGUGGAGUCGGUUGUGUCGGCUGCCGUCGAAAUUUACACACGGAUGGCUAGUGAUCUGCUGCCAACUCCGACAAAAUCUCACUAUGUUUUCAAUCUCAGAGAUUUGUCGAAGUGUAUUCAAGGCAUCCUGCAGUGCGAUACAAGCACGGUUCGAGACAAGAAGUCCUUGAUGCGUCUAUUCCUUCAUGAGGCUCAGAGAGUUUUUCACGACCGCUUAAUUAACCGGGAAGAUAAGCAGUUUUUCAAUGAGAUCCUCGUAGAGAUGACCUCGAAACACUUUGGUGAAGCUGUGGACAUGGAAACGUUAACGAAAACACCAAUACUGUUUGGGGAUUUCCACAAACCAGGCCUUCCUCGCUCUGAACGCCUCUAUGAAGAGUUUACCAACAUGGAGAAACUAAAAACGCUGUUGGAAGAGUAUAUGGACGAUUUUAAUAUUAGUCAAAUGAAAGAUAACAAACUGGUGUUUUUCACGGACGCCAUCGAGCACGUUUGCAGAAUUGCAAGGAUGCUCAGGCAAGACCGAGGCAACGCUUUGUUGGUCGGCGUGGGCGGUACUGGAAAACAGUCGCUUACUCGGCUCGCCGCACACCUCAACGAUUACAAAUGCUUCCAAAUUGAAGUGAGCAGCGGAUAUGACUACGCGGCUUUUCACGAGGACUUGAAAAAGUUGUACUUCUGGACCGGCGUCGACAAUAAACCUACGGUCUUUCUCUUCACUGACAAUCAGAUCGUGGUCGAAGAGUUUUUGGAAGAUAUCAAUAAUAUCCUCAAUUCCGGCGAAGUGCCAAACUUAUUCGAGAGCGAGGAAUACGAGCGAUUAAUUAUUGGCUGUCGACCAGCCGCCAAAGAAGCUGGCAUACCCGAGGGUAACCGCGAGGCUAUUUUUGAGUUUUGCAUCAACCGUGUGCGGAACAACCUGCACGUGGUGUUGUGCAUGUCCCCAGUCGGUUCAAACUUCAGAGUUCGUUGCCGGAUGUUCCCCUCACUUGUGAAUUGCUGUACUAUCGACUGGUUUGUCGAAUGGCCGGACGAUGCGUUGUUCGGCGUCGCUAUGUCUAUCUUCGAGCAAGUCGACCCAAGAUUACAAGAAAUGAAGACCAGUAUUUCUCGUUUAUCCACUGAGGUACAUCUGAGUGUUUCUGAGGCAGCGGAUCGUUUCUAUCAGGAACUGAAGCGCCGAUAUUACACCACACCGACGAGCUACUUGGAGUUGUUGCAUUUGUACACAGAAAUGCUGCGCACUCGGACCAA